Messenger RNA from Mytilus californianus (California mussel), 3401 nucleotides. Its product is annotated as protein HIRA-like. Gene Ontology annotation, cellular component: HIR complex; nucleus. Gene Ontology annotation, biological process: regulation of DNA-templated transcription; chromatin remodeling; DNA-templated transcription. The record is from RefSeq and is a predicted model, not a curated record. The transcript is spliced from 27 exons. NCBI's taxonomy places the organism in Eukaryota, Metazoa, Mollusca, Bivalvia, Mytilida, Mytilidae. Gene Ontology annotation, molecular function: nucleosome binding; protein binding. Bases 133 to 3156 code for a protein of 1007 amino acids.
UCAAAAUGCAAAAUGGCGGGGAGUUGAAAAGCAAAACAGUGGAAAAGAAAAAAUCUAUUUAUAUUGUUUAAACACCAAUAAUACACGCCGACAUGCAUUUCUAUCCAUAAAUUUGUCAAGAUAACCAAUAUUAUGCGAUUGACAAAACCUGGUUGGGUUCAUCACGAUGGUAAGCCAAUAUUCUCCAUAGACAUUCAUCCAGAUGGCUCCAGAUUUGCAACUGGGGGACAAGGUGAUGAUACAGGAAAAGUUGUAAUUUGGAAUACAGCCCCUGUUAGAAAUGAGGCUGAUGAGAAAGAUAAAAAUGUGCCAAAAAUUAUUUGCCAGAUGGACAAUCACAUUGCUUGUGUGAACUGUGUACGAUGGUCAAACAAUGGAAAAUAUCUAGCCUCUGGGGGAGAUGACAAACUAAUAAUGAUUUGGCAGAUAAGGUACAGCGGAUCAACGUCUACGAUGUUUGGAUCUGACACUAAAAACCAAGAACAAUGGAGACCAUCUAUAACACUCAGGGGACAUUCAGGAGAUAUUCUAGAUUUAGCAUGGUCAGGAAAUGAUAGCUGGCUAGCCUCCUGUAGUGUAGAUAACUCAGUUGUUGUAUGGAAUGCUGACAAAUUUCCAGAACAGUUAGCAGUGUUGAGAGGACACAGUGGUCUAGUGAAAGGUGUGACUUGGGACCCUGUAGGGAAAUAUUUAGCAUCACAGGCUGAUGACAAAAGUGUAAGAAUCUGGAGAACCAGAGAUUGGCAGGAAGAGAAAUCCAUAACCAAACCAUUCCAAGAGUGUGGUGGGACCACUCAUGUUUUACGUCUGAAUUGGUCACCAGAUGGAGCGUACAUUGUAUCUGCCCAUGCAAUGAAUAAUUCAGGACCCACAGCACAGAUCAUUGAACGUGAUGGUUGGAAGGCAACAUUGGACUUUGUAGGUCAUAGGAAAGCUAUCACUGCAGUUAGAUUUAAUCCUAAUAUUUUUGCCAGUAGAAUAAAAGGCACAGAACAGCAUCCCCAGUACACUUGUUGUGCCAUUGGAAGUAAAGACAGAUCUCUCUCAGUAUGGCUGACAGCAUUGAAAAGACCAUUGGUGGUGACUAAAGACCUUUUUGACAGUGCUAUACUUGACAUUACUUGGAGUAAAAAUGGCAUGGAGUUAAUGGCUUGUUCCCAUGAUGGCACUGUAGCUUUUAUAGAUUUUACUCUGGCAGAAAUAGGAACACCACUUACUAAAAAUGAUGUGCAAAUGUUUCUUGAAAAAAUUUAUGGAAAAUGUCUUCCAAUGAACAAAACUUCCAAUCCAGCAAACCAAAUUAUUGAAUCGGCAGCCAUGUUGAAAUUACACCAGCAGCAGAAGAUACAACAACAAAUGCAGAGGACACCAGAAAAAAUGGACCCAACUAAAAGUCUCUCUGAUAGUUUUUCAAAUGAUAGUAGACUAACCAAUGGUGGUACACCGGGUACUCCUUUUAAGCCAACAGAGAAGCAGAUAGAAACAAAGACAAAAGAUGGACGGAGAAGAAUUACCCCAAUUUUUCUAGCACCGCAACCAGAUGUUAAUGUAGGCGAUGUUCCGUUACCUUUCUCAGCAAAAUCCAACCAGUCAGGUGAUAUUAUGUUUGAAACAACGAAAGAGGCCAGUAAGAUUGUUGUUGAGAAACAAGAUAUUAUUACAGGACCUGGGUUCAUUUCCCCACAGUCUAAAUCAUCCCUAUCACUAAGCCUGUCAUCACCACCACAGACUGGUAUACAGACUGGUACUCCUACAGUCUCCACACCAAAAGUGGGACAAACUGAGAAGAAAUCCAGUACAUCUGAAUCUGAUACUUCUUAUACUUCUAAAGUUUUUAUAAGUCCAAGCAUACAGCCCAUGUCUGCACUGGUAUCAAAAUCUGAAAGUACAGUGAAAGAAAAGCAAAAGGACAAAGACAAAGAAAAGAUAGAAAAACCAAAAUCCAGUCUCAAUACACCUGAUAGGUCGGAUAAAGAGAAGGUCAAGGACAAGUUAAAGUUAGCUGGGAUCAAAAGAAAGCAUGAUGGAGGUCAUGGUAAAGCCCGAGCAAAGAAAGAAAAACCAGCUCCACUUGUUCAUAUGCCUCCUCCUCCAGUGGAGAAAGAGACUAUACGGUUAGUUGCUGCAUCGUCUGAUCUCAAACUUUCCAUACCAACCACUCAGAAGACUUUUAACAAAGUGAUAACUGGCAAACCUGGUGCAGAUGAUGUCAUCACAUUGGAAGUGGAGAAUGACGUUAAAACUGGAGUUAACUCCCUUCAUAAGAUCAAAUCUGUUUGUAAUGGUACAUUGCUAUGGGAACAGGUGUUUACAUCAAGAAUUUUAGCUGUAACCGGGACCAAGUUUCUGACAUGUACAGCUUGUGAAGAUUCAUCAAUACAUAUAUUUUCUAAUACGGGCAGAAAAGUGCUUCCAAGUUUAGUGCUUAAUUCUCCUGUGUCUCGACUAACCAGCUGUAGGCAGUAUUUAAUGGCAAUUACACAAAAAGGAAAUCUUUUUGUAUGGAAUGUACAAAGAAGUAAAGCUGUGAUAAGAAAUGAAUCUCUUAUGACUGUCAUGUCUGGAGAUGACCAUAUAGUAAGGGCAUUUGUUACUGCUGAUGGAGCACCAACUGUUUCCAUAUCUACUCAUAAAUCCUACACAUACUCAUCUGAUCUUGGCUGCUGGAUUCUAUUGUAUGAUAAACAAGAUGUAAUACACCACAGUUCUGACCACCAUAGCUGUACACCUCCAGUUUUGGUAGACAAACCAGGACCUUUAGCGUUUUUAGCUUCAUCUAGUAAUAGACUUGGUAUGCAGGGAGGAAGAAUUUUCAGUGUUGACCAGAGCCUGCAGCAGGUUACCACUAUAAACCAUUUAGAAAGUCAGAUGGCAGCUAGUCUAUCAUUACAGUCAGGGUCAGAGUACAAAUUCUGGUUACAGACUUAUGUCCGAUACUUAGCUAAAGAAGGUUUAGAAACAAAAAUACGGGAAGUAUGUGAUGAUUUAUUAGGACCUGUGUACAAGUCAAAAGGUUCAUCAUCCUGGGAUUCAUACAUCCUGGGAAUGAAAAAGAGAGAACUACUUCAUGGAAUUUUACCAAACAUUGGCUCAAAUCUACAGCUUCAAAGACUUUUCACAGAAUACCAGGAACAAUUAGAAACAAUUGAAAAAUGAGGUAGUGAUUUAGCAAUCAUGGAUCAAAUUGACCUUAUUUGACAAGGUCAGAACAAAUACGGAAAUAUGACAUUCCAAUCAGUACAGCUGUUGAACAGAAACCAUUGCUGUGGUAAUCAUAGUUUCAGGAAAUUGGAGGAUGGGUGAUUCUGUGUUGUUGUAGUGCUAUUUUGUGUCAUUAUAAAAUGACAAAACUAAAACAUUCAGAAGUGCUAGACUUUCAAAAUAAAAACCAUUUAAGUUAG